Messenger RNA from Pteronotus mesoamericanus, 2103 nucleotides. RefSeq names its product calpain 11 (gene CAPN11). Lineage: Eukaryota; Metazoa; Chordata; Mammalia; Chiroptera; Mormoopidae. Gene Ontology annotation, cellular component: cytoplasm. Gene Ontology annotation, molecular function: calcium ion binding; calcium-dependent cysteine-type endopeptidase activity. Gene Ontology annotation, biological process: proteolysis. The coding region runs from base 1 to 2103 and encodes 700 amino acids. The transcript is spliced from 21 exons. The record is from RefSeq and is a predicted model, not a curated record.
AUGGCGGCUCAUAUAAGUCACAGUCGACUCAAGGCCAAGGGUGUGGGCCAACACAACAACGCCCACAACUACAGUAACCAGAGCUUCGAGGAGCUGCGAGCGCUCUGUCUGAGGAAGGGGGAGCUGUUCGAGGACCCCGUAUUCCCUGCCGAACCCACUUCACUGGGCUUCAAGGAACUGGGCGCCAACUCCAAACACGUGCAAAACAUCUGCUGGCAGCGGCCCAGUGAAAUCACCAGCACUCCUCACUUCAUUGUGAAUGGCGUCAGCCCCACGGACAUCUGCCAGGGGGUGCUUGGGGACUGCUGGCUGCUGGCUGCCAUCGGCUCCCUCACCACAUGCCCCCAGCUGCUGUACCGCGUGGUACCCAAGGGGCAGAACUUCAGGAAGAACUAUGCUGGCAUCUUCCAUUUUCAGAUUUGGCAGUUUGGGCAGUGGGUGAACGUCGUGGUGGAUGACAGGCUACCCACAAAGAAUGGCAAGCUGGUGUUUGUGCACUCAGGUGAGCGCACUGAGUUCUGGAGUGCCCUGCUGGAGAAGGCGUAUGCCAAGCUGAACGGGUCCUAUGAAGCACUGUCAGGGGGCAACACGGUGGAGGGCUUUGAGGACUUCACCGGAGGCGUGACCCACAGCUUCCAACUCCAGCGGCCCCCUAAGAACCUGCUGAGAAUGCUCAGGAAGGCCAUAGACCGAUCUUCUCUCAUGGGCUGCUCCAUUGAAAUCACCAGCGACAGCGAGUUGGAAACUCUGACGCAGUGUAUGCUGGUCAGAGGACACGCUUACUCAGUGACUGAUCUUCAGGAUAUCUGGUACCGAGGCAAGACAGAAACCCUGAUUCGGGUCCGGAAUCCCUGGGGACGAGUUGAGUGGAAUGGAGCCUGGAGUGACAACUCCAGAGAGUGGGAAGAGGUGUCCCCAGAUGUCCAGAAGCAGCUGCUGCACAGAAUGGAGGAUGGGGAGUUCUGGAUGUCCUACCAUGAUUUCCUGAAGAACUUCACGGCGCUGGAGAUCUGCAGCCUGAUGCCUGAUGCACUCUCUGGGAACCACAGGAGCUCCUGGCACACCACCUUCUACGAGGGCAGCUGGCGGCGGGGCAGCACUGCGGGGGGCUGCAGAAACCACCUUGACACAUUCUGGACCAACCCCCAGUUUAAGAUCUGUCUCCCCGAGGAGGACGAUGACCUAGAAGAUGACGAGAUCAUCUGCACUUGCAUGAUAGCCCUGAUGCAGAAGAACUGGCGGAGGGCACGGCCCCAAGGAGCCCAGCUGCAGACCAUUGGCUUUGUCAUCUACACAGUCCCAAAGGAGUUGCAGAACAUCCAGGAUAUCCACUUGAAGAAGGAAUUCUUCUUGAAGUAUCAGGACCACGGCUUCUCAGAGAUCUUCACCAACUCACGGGAGGUGAGCAGCCAUCUCCAGCUGCCUCCAGGGGAAUAUAUCAUCAUUCCCUCCACCUUUGAGCCGCACAGGGAUGCCGACUUCCUGCUUCGGGUCUUCACAGAGAAGCACAGCGAUUCCUGGGAACUGGAUGAAGCCAACUGUGCAGAGAUACUCCAAGAGGAGAACAUCUCUGAGAAUGACAUAGACAAGGACUUCAAACACUUAUUUGGGAUCGUGGCAGGAGGAGAGGGCAAGGAGAUAGGCGUGUAUGAGCUACAAAGGCUGCUCAACAGGGUGGUCUCCAAACUCAGAAACCUCAAGACCAAGGGCUUCGGCGUGGACGUGUGCCGCUGCAUGAUCAACAUCAUGGAUAAAGAUGGCUCUGGCAAGCUAGGGCUUCUGGAAUUUCAGGUCCUGUGGAAUAAAAUCAAGAAAUGGACGGACAUCUUCCAUGACUGUGACCAGGACAACUCAGGCACCUUGAACUCCUAUGAAUUGCGCUUAGCAAUUGAGAAAGCAGGUAUCAAGGUGAAUAAUAAGGUGGCACAGGUGCUGGUGGCCAGAUAUGCAAAUGAUGACAUGAUCAUGGAUUUUGACAGCUUCAUCAGUUGUUUCCUGAGGCUGAAGGCCAUGUUCACAUACUUUUUAACUAUGGACCCCAAGAAUACUGGCUAUAUUUGUCUGAACCUGAACCAGUGGCUGCAGAUAACCAUGUGGGGAUAG